UCAUCAUUUUGUUGUCCGUCUUUUAGAUUUCAACUCAAAGAAGAAGACGAUCAGAUCUAAUUGAGUCAAGAGAGAGAUAUGUUUGGGAGGCUGAGACCGCCGCCAUCGUCGCCGGACUGUUUGGAGAGAUAUCCGGCGAAAAUCAUCAAAGACGAUCCUCUCUCCGUCUACGAGUCAACACUGUUGAAGCUUAAGCAAGGAUCAAAACUGGAGACUUCAUCAGAAACAGAGGGCGAGGAGAAUAUGUCAUCAUCAUCGUCUCAGGUCUUCUCUUCGGAUUCAAAAUCAGGAGACACUCAUGAUGCAACAAUGGCUAUAGACUCGAGUGAAAGUUCGAAACAGUUGAAGAACAAGAACCCAUCUGUACUAUCCAUGUUUUGCAAGUACAAGAAUCAAGCUCAAGCACGAAACAUGAAGACAAAGACGACUCAAGAGUGAUAUGUAAACACAUAGUUCAUAUGUAUUGAUUGUACUUUGAUUAUGUACAACUUAACUAGACAACUUUGUUUUGUAAGGAGUCUAUAGAAAAUAUGUAAUUU
Messenger RNA from Camelina sativa (false flax), 539 nucleotides. RefSeq lists its product as uncharacterized. The record is from RefSeq and is a predicted model, not a curated record. Lineage: Eukaryota; Viridiplantae; Streptophyta; Magnoliopsida; Brassicales; Brassicaceae.